Molecule: messenger RNA, 965 nt
Organism: Spea bombifrons (plains spadefoot toad)
Lineage: Eukaryota; Metazoa; Chordata; Amphibia; Anura; Pelobatidae
Gene: TMEM88
Product: transmembrane protein 88
Exons: 2
Coding region: 84-566 (160 amino acids)
Cellular component (GO): plasma membrane
Molecular function (GO): PDZ domain binding
Source: RefSeq, a predicted model, not a curated record
ACCAGAUGAGAAGAGGAAAGGACCAGGAGGACAGGAGAGACCAAAACACCCCGUUGGCCUAGAAGAAGCCCCCUUUUCAGUACAUGUCUCGCUCCGACGUGAAUCAGGUGGCGGUGGGCGACGAUGCCCCUGCCCCACCACCCCCAUAUACCCCACUCCCUCCCACCCCCAGGGAGCCCCUGGAUUGCUGGGCCUGCGCGGUUCUGAUCACAGCUCACAAUCUGCUGGUGGGAGCCGCUAACCUGCUGAUAUUCCUGAUCCUGUGUGGAGGAGCCCUCGCCCCCUCGGCUGCCAUGCUGCUCUACGGGUUCCUGUGCCACCCCCAGUUCCGGCGACCCAAAGAGACGCUCUGCUCCCCGCUCCUCACCCCGGUGGCCUGCACAGCUCUGCUGGUCUUCGGCGUCAUCCUUCUGCUGCCCUUCCUGAUCCUGGGCUUGGCGGCGUACGCCCGGCUGGCUCACGCGCUGAAGCUGGGGUCCUGCUUCCUGCCCUACAGCCGCGCCGUCUAUCAGGGCCGCCAACGAGGAGCCAAGGAACGCCAACAGGAGAGCAAGUCUUGGGUGUGAGGGAGGCCUUGGCCACCAGGAGGCCAUCGUACCGCGGUGGACGCCAACCCAUGGACAUCCCCACUGCCGCAGCGUGCGACGUCCUUAACCCCGAAGCCUCUCAAGUGUCCAAGGAGACACGACGCUGGCUGUGGAUUCUCGAUGUCGGCUGCAAAGCACCACUUCUUGUGUUUGGUGACCCGUUACUGGUUGUGUUAAUGUGUAAUAUGUGACAUCACAAACGGUUCAUGGCUUUUCUAGCCUACAAACCAAUAACAAUCGUUAUGGUGAAGCCCAGAGUGAUGUCACAGUAUAACACGGCGUUCUGUGCCGCAUGAGCUCACAGCCUACCUUUAAAACCAGACUCACCUGAUCUAUAUGCGCUUUAUUUUUAUAUGAAAUACAUUUCAUUAUACCAAA